CUUCAAACAUGGAGCCCCAACCCCCACCCACGCGAAAGAGAAAGAGAGCGGAUACUCAAGAUGUCUUCGAAGAGAAGGUUGCUAACUUGUCGUUGGAUGAUUUCCCAACGCCUCCAGGAGUGAACUCGUUCGGUGGAGUUGAUGGACAGAAGUUCGCUGAACCCCGCGAUGCCGCAUCAGCGGGCCCCUUCAAGGAGAACCAAAUCCGGAAGAAAAAAGCACCUGCCAACGAGGAAGAAAAGAAGGAACUCUACAAGCUUGAUCUAUCAUACUUUAAAGCUCUGUAUAAUGCCAAAAGCUAUGAAGAGAAUGAAUGGCCUGCUCACGCGUACUGGUGUCGCCGCAAGUUUUGGGAGCAUUACUACAGGGCCGAUCUAAGGAGCAAAUAUCCAGAGGCCCCAGAGUCUCCCGAAAACCAGAUGGCAUCCCUCCGCGAAGGAUACGCCAACCAUCGCCCACCAUGGUGGUUCCCCGGCUUCCCCGACAUCGAGAAAACCCGCACCAGAUUCCCCACAGCCUGGAGGCACUACGAGAAUGCCAUCCCACAACCACCAUCCCCAGAUAAAUACGAUUUUGACGCACACGAUGCUCAAAGGGCUAUUGAAGCAUGGAAGCUGAUGACCAACGAGCAGCUCGAGAUGAUGAUACAGCUAGGCGAACCUGGCUGCCUGAUGGAGCGAGAGAGAAUCAAUGCAACCACGGAAGUCAUUGAAGAGUAUAACCAAGCGAUUCAAGACGUGCAAAAGCGCUGCGGGCGUUGGGAGAAGCGCCUUGAGUAUCAUAACAAUGGGAUUCUUCGAGCGAAGGCUUUCUUGAACCAGCGCCGGGCGGAAGAACUUGCUGCACACGAGGAAGAACCGGCACGGAAAAAAAGACGUACAGACUGA
This is a messenger RNA of Pseudogymnoascus destructans, 887 nucleotides long. RefSeq lists its product as uncharacterized. The transcript is spliced from 2 exons. The record is from RefSeq and is a predicted model, not a curated record. Lineage: Eukaryota; Fungi; Ascomycota; Leotiomycetes; Thelebolales; Thelebolaceae. Bases 9 to 887 code for a protein of 292 amino acids.